This is a messenger RNA of Symphalangus syndactylus (siamang), 3368 nucleotides long. It is a transcript of the gene MAN2C1, whose product is annotated as mannosidase alpha class 2C member 1. The record is from RefSeq and is a predicted model, not a curated record. NCBI's taxonomy places the organism in Eukaryota, Metazoa, Chordata, Mammalia, Primates, Hylobatidae. Gene Ontology annotation, molecular function: carbohydrate binding; alpha-mannosidase activity. Gene Ontology annotation, biological process: oligosaccharide catabolic process; mannose metabolic process.
GCUGCCCGGGACUGGGAGGUGCCCUCUGGACGCCGGAACCUUUGGUUUCCUGCCGUGGAGCGGAACGGUAGCGCCAGGGGCCUUCCGGAAAGAGCGAGAGCCCGGCGAUGGCGGCUGCGCCGGCCUUGAAGCACUGGCUCACCACGCUGGAGCGAGUGGAGAAGUUCGUGUCACCGCUCUACUUUACUGACUGUAACCUCCGCGGCAGGCUUUUUGGGGCCAGCUGCCCUGUGGCUGCGCUCUCCAGCUUCCUGACGCCGGAGAGACUUCCCUACCAGGAGGCAGUCCAGCGGGACUUCCGCCCGGCGCAGGUCGGCGACAGCUUCGGACCCACAUGGUGGACCUGCUGGUUCCGGGUGGAGCUGACCAUCCCAGAGGCAUGGGUGGGCCAGGAAGUUCACCUUUGCUGGGAAAGUGAUGGAGAAGGUCUGGUGUGGCGUGAUGGAGAACCUGUCCAGGGUUUAACCAAAGAGGGUGAGAAGACCAGCUAUGUCCUGACUGACAGGCUGGGGGAAAGAGACCCCCGAAGCCUCACUCUCUAUGUGGAAGUAGCCUGCAGUGGGCUCCUGGGGGCCGGGAAGGGAAGCAUGAUCGCAGCCCCUGACCCUGAGAAGAUGUUCCAGCUGAGCCGGGCUGAGCUAGCUGUGUUCCACCGGGAUGUCCACAUGCUCCUGGUGGAUCUGGAGCUGCUGCUGGGCAUAGCCAAGGGCCUUGGGAAGGACAACCAGCGCAGCUUCCAGGCCCUGUACACAGCCAAUCAGAUGGUGAACGUGUGUGACCCUGCCCAGCCCGAGACCUUCCCAGUGGCCCAGGCCCUGGCCUCCAGGUUCUUUGGCCAACAUGGAGGUGAAAGCCAACACACCAUUCAUGCCACAGGGCACUGCCACAUUGAUACAGCCUGGCUUUGGCCCUUCAAAGAGACUGUGAGGAAAUGUGCCCGGAGCUGGGUGACCGCCCUGCAGCUCAUGGAGCGGAACCCUGAGUUCAUCUUUGCUUGCUCCCAGGCGCAGCAGCUGGAGUGGGUGAAGAGCCGCUACCCUGGCCUGUACUCCCGCCUCCAGGAGUUUGCAUGCCGUGGGCAGUUUGUGCCUGUGGGGGGCACCUGGGUAGAGAUGGAUGGGAACCUGCCCAGUGGAGAGGCCAUGGUGAGGCAGUUUUUGCAGGGCCAGAACUUCUUUCUGCAGGAGUUUGGGAAGAUGUGCUCCGAGUUUUGGCUGCCGGACACCUUUGGCUACUCAGCACAGCUCCCCCAGAUCAUGCACGGCUGUGGCAUCAGGCGCUUUCUCACCCAGAAAUUGAGCUGGAAUUUGGUGAACUCCUUCCCACACCAUACAUUCUUCUGGGAGGGGCUGGAUGGCUCCCGUGUACUGGUCCACUUUCCACCUGGCGACUCCUAUGGGAUGCAGGGCAGCGUGGAGGAGGUGCUGAAGACCGUGGCCAACAACCGGGACAAGGGGCGGGCCAACCACAGUGCCUUCCUCUUCGGCUUUGGGGAUGGGGGUGGUGGCCCCACCCAGACCAUGCUGGACCGCCUGAAGCGCCUGAGCAAUACGGAUGGGCUGCCCAGGGUGCAGCUAUCUUCUCCAAGACAGCUCUUCUCAGCGCUGGAGAGUGACUCAGAGCAGCUGUGCACGUGGGUUGGGGAGCUCUUCUUGGAGCUGCACAAUGGCACAUACACCACCCAUGCCCAGAUCAAGAAGGGGAACCGGGAAUGUGAGCGGAUCCUGCACGACGUGGAGCUGCUCAGUAGCCUGGCCCUGGCCCGCAGUGCCCAGUUCCUAUACCCAGCAGCCCAGCUGCAGCACCUCUGGAGGCUCCUGCUUCUGAACCAGUUCCAUGAUGUGGUGACUGGAAGCUGCAUCCAGAUGGUGGCAGAGGAAGCCAUGUGCCACUAUGAAGACAUCCGUUCCCAUGGCAAUACACUGCUCAGUGCCGCAGCCGCAGCCCUGUGUGCUGGGGAGCCAGGUCCCGAGGGCCUCCUCAUCAUCAACACGCUGCCCUGGAAGCGGACCGAAGUGAUGGCCCUGCCCAAACCAGGCGGGGCCCACAGCCUAGCCCUGGUGACAGUGCCCAGCAUGGGCUAUGCUCCUGUUCCUCCCCCCACCUCGCUGCAGCCCCUGCUGCCCCAGCAGCCUGUGUUCGUAGUGCAAGAGACUGACGGCUCCGUGACUCUGGACAAUGGCAUCAUCCGAGUGAAGCUGGACCCAACUGGCCGCCUGACGUCCUUGGUCCUGGUGGCCUCUGGCAGGGAGGCCAUUGCUGAGGGCGCCGUGGGGAACCAGUUUGUGCUAUUUGAUGAUGUCCCCUUGUACUGGGAUGCAUGGGACGUCAUGGACUACCACCUGGAGACACGGAAGCCUGUGCUGGGCCAGGCAGGGACCCUGGCAGUGGGCACCGAGGGCGGCCUGCGGGGCAGUGCCUGGUUCUUGCUACAGAUCAGCCCCAACAGUCGGCUUAGCCAGGAGGUCGUGCUGGACAUUGGCUGCCCCUAUGUCCGCUUCCACACCGAGGUACACUGGCAUGAGGCCCACAAGUUCCUGAAGGUGGAGUUCCCUGCCCGCGUGCGGAGUUCCCAGGCCACCUAUGAGAUCCAGUUUGGGCACCUGCAGCGACCUACCCACUACAAUACCUCUUGGGACUGGGCUCGAUUUGAGGUGUGGGCCCAUCGCUGGAUGGAUCUGUCAGAACACGGCUUCGGGCUGGCCCUGCUCAACGACUGCAAGUAUGGCGCGUCAGUGCGAGGCAGCAUCCUCAGCCUCUCGCUCUUGCGGGCGCCUAAAGCCCCGGACGCUACUGCUGACACAGGGCGCCACGAGUUCACCUACGCGCUGAUGCCGCACAAGGCAUUGUUUCCUGGUCGUACCCCAGGCUCUUUCCAGGAUGCUGGCGUUAUCCAAGCUGCCUACAGCCUAAACUUCCCCCUGUUGGCUCUGCCAGCCCCCAGCCCAGCGCCCGCCACCGCCUGGAGUGCCUUUUCCGUGUCUUCACCCGCUGUCGUAUUGGAGACCGUCAAGCAGGCGGAGAGCGGCCCCCAACGCCACUCGCUGGUCCUGAGGCUGUAUGAGGCCCACGGCAGCCACGUGGACUGCUGGCUGCACUUGUCGCUGCCGGUUCAGGAGGCCAUCCUCUGUGAUCUCUUGGAGCGACCAGACCCUGCUGGCCACUUGACCCUUCGGGACAACCGCCUGAAGCUCACCUUUUCUCCCUUCCAAGUGCUGUCCCUGUUGCUCGUGCUUCAGCCUCCACCACACUGAGUCCCUGGGGCUGGGGUUUUGUUUGUGGAAGGUUCUGGGGACUCCUAAUUUCUGUUUCCCCAGCCUAAAGCAGGGAUCAGUCUCUUCUUGCGGAAUAAAUCCUUGGAUCAGGAA